Tarenaya hassleriana is the source of this 3522-nucleotide messenger RNA. RefSeq names its product DNA-directed RNA polymerase 3, chloroplastic. The record is from RefSeq and is a predicted model, not a curated record. Bases 111 to 3122 code for a protein of 1003 amino acids. Gene Ontology annotation, molecular function: DNA binding; DNA-directed RNA polymerase activity. Gene Ontology annotation, biological process: mitochondrial transcription. Gene Ontology annotation, cellular component: mitochondrial DNA-directed RNA polymerase complex. NCBI's taxonomy places the organism in Eukaryota, Viridiplantae, Streptophyta, Magnoliopsida, Brassicales, Cleomaceae. The transcript is spliced from 19 exons.
UUAGAGAGGUUUGUUGGAUUGUUGUCACGAAUCUUUCCUCCUGUCUCUCCCCUUCUCCAUAUGUGUGAUAACACUGACACCUUAUCUUCUACUAGCCCAAGCUCUCUUCAAUGGCUUCCUCUGCGGCGGCUUCUCCGUCUUUCUCCUUAAACCAACGAACCCAGUUUCAGCACCAGAACGCCAUAGGCGCUUGGCUUAAACCUCCUGGCUCCGCCGUUUUCCCCCGCAAAGCUCUUCACUUCUCCGACCAUUCGCCGGACAAACGACCUUUCCUGCCGAUUUCGGCUUCAUCUUCGUCUUCCUCGUCUUCCUCUGUGUCCGUUAGCGAGAAACCUCCUGCGAAUUCGCUUAAUUUCCACGAUAAUGUCAUCGAGAGUUUGGAGAAGCAGGACACCUAUGCUGGACCCAUCAACGGGGCUGGCUUAAUUGAGGGGGGUUUCAUCGAAAACCUCGGAAAACAGUCGAAUUCGAUCGAAAGCAGCGGAAUUUCGGUCAGGGGGAGGCUGUUUAUGCAAGACCCUCCGUGGAUUUCCGCGUUGUUUAUGAAGGGUCUGAACAAAAUGGUUGAUCAGACGGUGAAAAUCGAGCGCAAGGAGAUCGACAAGAGGAAGUUCGACGCGUUGAGGAGACGACAGGUGAAGGAAGAGACUGAGGCGUGGGAGAAAAUGGUCACUGAGUACAGAGAUUUGGAGAGGGAAAUGUGCGAGAAGAAGUUGGCACCGAAUCUGCCGUACGUGAAACAGUUGUUCUUGGGGUGGUUUCAGCCGUUGAAGGAUGCGAUAGAGAGAGAGCAGAAGUUGCAGAAGAACAAAAGCAAGAAGAUUAGAGCAGCUUAUGCGCCUCACAUUGAACUUUUGCCUGCUGAUAAAAUGGCGGUCAUUACAAUGCACAAGAUGAUGGGUUUGGUUAUGUCGGGACAUGAAGAUGGGUGUAUCCAGGUUGUCCAAGCUGCUGUCAGUAUUGGUGUGGCUAUUGAGCAGGAACUGAGGAUUCAUAGCUUCUUGGAGAAAACUAGGAAGAACAAUGCUGGGGAGACACAAGAUGGAUUGAGCAAGGAGAAGGUAUUGCUUAGGAAACGUGUUAAUACUUUGAUCAAAAGGAAAAGGCUUAUCGAUGCACUAAAGGUGGUGAAAAGUGAAGAUAUCAAACCUUGGGGACGAGACACACAAGCUAAGCUUGGAAGCCGUCUGCUAGAACUACUUAUGGAAACAGCUUAUGUACAGCCUCCCCUUACUCAGGCAGCGGACUGUCCACCGGAUGUUAGACCGGCGUUUAGACACAAGUUUAAAACUGUGACAAAGAAUCCAGGGGUAAAGCUGGUUAGAAGGUAUGGAGUAAUUGAAUGUGAUCCCCUCCUCCUUGCUGGACUUGAUAGAUCUGCUAAGCAUAUGCUGAUUCCUUAUGUUCCGAUGUUGGUACCUCCAAGGAAAUGGAAAGGCUAUGACAAGGGUGGUUACUUGUUUUUGCCUUCCUAUAUCAUGCGUACUCAUGGAUCCAAAAAACAGCAAGAUGCACUUAGAAAUAUUAGUACCAAGACUUCUCGUAGGGUAUUCGAGGCAUUGGAUACACUUGGCAACACCAAGUGGAGGGUGAACAGAAAAAUACUUGAUGUAGUGGAAAGGCUUUGGGCUGAUGGUGGCAACAUUGCAGGCUUGGUUAAUCGUGAAGAUGUUCCCAUACCAGAGAAACCAUCCUCAGAGGAUCCGAAAGAAAUUCAAGACUGGAAAUGGAGUGUAAGAAAGGCCAACAAGAUCAACAGAGAGAGGCACUCACUAAGAUGUGAUGUUGAGCUCAAACUUUCUGUGGCUAGAAAGAUGAAAGAUGAGGAGGGAUUUUUCUACCCUCACAAUCUUGACUUUAGAGGACGUGCAUACCCAAUGCAUCCUCAUCUCAAUCAUCUGAGUUCUGAUCUUUGCCGAGGAAUCCUGGAGUUUGCUGAAGCGCGACCACUAGGGAAAUCAGGGUUGCGUUGGCUGAAGAUACAUUUAGCAAACCUCUAUGCAGGUGGUGUUGAAAAGCUUUCACAUGAUGGACGCCUAGCUUUUGUGGAAAAUCAUUUGGAUGAUAUAUUUAGUUCAGCUGAAAAUCCUAUUCAUGGAAAUCGAUGGUGGUUAAAUGCCGAAGAUCCUUUUCAAUUUUUAGCCGCUUGUGUUAAUCUGACAGAAGCCUUGAAAAGUCCAUCACCACAUACUGUAAUCUCCCACUUGCCUAUUCAUCAAGAUGGGUCUUGCAAUGGCCUACAGCACUAUGCAGCUUUAGGAAGAGAUAGUUUUGAAGCUGCCGCAGUCAAUCUAGUUGCUGGAGAGAAACCAGCUGAUGUUUACUCUGAAAUUUCUCUUAGAGUUCAUGAUAUAAUGAUGAAAGACAGCAGUAAGGACCCAGAGACAAACCCAACUGCUGCAUUGGCAAAGAUCCUCAUCAAUCAAGUAGAUCGGAAGUUGGUGAAACAGACAGUAAUGACAUCAGUGUAUGGUGUUACUUAUGUUGGGGCACGUGAACAAAUAAAAAGAAGAUUAGAAGAGAAAGGCGUUAUAACUGAUGAAAGAUUGUUAUUUGCUGCUGCUUGCUAUUCUGCAAAAGUGACACUGGCUGCUCUUGGGGAGAUAUUUGAAGCCGCACGUGCCAUUAUGAGUUGGCUCGGUGAUUGUGCAAAGAUCAUUGCUUCCAGUAACCGACCAGUGCGAUGGACCACUCCUCUUGGACUCCCUGUUGUGCAACCCUACUGCAGAAGUGAAAGGCAUCUUAUAAGAACAUCACUUCAGGUUUUGGCUCUGCAGCGAGAGGGUAACUCGGUGGAUGUAAGGAAGCAAAGAACUGCAUUUCCUCCCAACUUUGUGCACUCGUUGGAUGGCACUCACAUGAUGAUGACGGCUGUUGCAUGCCGAGAUGCUGGCCUAAACUUCGCGGGUGUGCAUGAUUCCUAUUGGACACAUGCGUGUGAUGUUGAUGCAAUGAACAGAAUACUUAGAGAGAAAUUUGUUGAGCUUUACAACACACCGGUACUUGAAGAUCUAUUACAGAGUUUCCAGGCAUCUUACCCGAACCUUGUCUUUCCUCCAGUACCAAAGAGAGGGAACUUUGAUUUGAAGGAAGUUCUUGAAUCAUCAUACUUCUUCAACUGAUCCUGGCUCGUAAGCAUCGAUGUGUACCGUGUGUGGGAUGCAAUUUUGACUCAGUUUUUUCUUGGUGGCCUGUAAAUAAAGUAGACCAGUAGAACCGUGAAAGAGCCAAGAUGAAUACCAAAGGCUGCAAACGCAGAAGAGAUUCAGCUCAGUCAUGAACGUGGCUUGCAGGAAAUUGGAACAUCAUCGAACUUCUCUCUGGCUCUACACACAGAUCAGCAAGCCUGUCCAUAACAUCAAAUGCAGAGGUUCAGAAUCAUAGAGCAAGUUUUAUUCAUGCUGUUUGAAGGAAAUCCAGUAAGUUUCUGUUUUGCUGAUGUACAAAGAACACAUUGUAGAAGGAACUCAUCAUUCCUGCACAAAUCUUCUUCAAUCAAAUUGGUAUUAUGUUACUUUAUAA